This is a messenger RNA of Spirometra erinaceieuropaei, 471 nucleotides long. The record is from the annotation of a GenBank genome assembly. Lineage: Eukaryota; Metazoa; Platyhelminthes; Cestoda; Diphyllobothriidea; Diphyllobothriidae.
AUGGCGAGACCCCAAGAUACGGCUUUGGCCCGAUUCUAUGACCACCCUAAGGUGCACAAAGACAACGCUUCUAUCCGACCCAUCGUGUCGCUCAAAGGGACUCCAAUGUACGGACUGGCUAAUUGGCUGUACCGGCCUCUCAAGUUCUUGACCGCUGAGUCAGACAUCACGGUCUCUUCCUCAGCACAAUUCCUGGAGAAACUCAAAGGGGUAAGCCCCCAUCUAAAUGAGGUCAUGGUAUCUUUCAAUAUUAUGUCCGUUUUUAUUUCUAUUCCCCAGGAUCUGGCGAUCGAAACCAUCGAUCUGCUUCUACAAAACAAAUACGAUGAAACGGAGAAUCGUCUUGGACACGCCCAAGUCCUUCAGUAUCUGAACUUCUGUCUCAGGACUUACUUCACGUUCGACGGGACAGUCUACGAACAGGUGAAGGGCACGCCAAUGAGUUCGCCGAUUUCGAGAAACAUCGCCUAG